AUGACGGAUGAUCCAAUCUCAGAAAAGAGACCAGAAACAACAACGCUGAGACAUCUAGAACCUCGUUAUUGCUCGAUACAUCAUCUAUCUGACUUUCAAGGAUUUAAUAAGUUAACUAGACUGAAACUAUGUGAAGUCAUAAUUUCUUCUGAAUUGCUGGAGAUUUUAAUAUCUCAGUGCCCCUUGCUUGAGCAGUUGGUGUUGGAUAAUUCAGAAGAAAAUUUAGACGAGAUUGAAAUUAAUGCCCCCAUGUUGAGAGUGCUCCAUUUCACACGCAAUUUAAGUUUAGUCUACUUAAAGAAUGUCCCUCCUCUGGUAGAACUAUCUCUGGUAGGUGACCAAAUGCAGGAAGCGGAUCUUGAUUUUGCAAAGCUUUUCAAGUCUUGUUCUGCUGUGGAGCACCUAUCCUUUAGCUUUUUAAAUUUCAGGUUCUACGAUGAAGAUGAAUAUGAAGCACCAACAAGUCUUCCCUUUAAUCUUAACAGUGUCAAACGAUUUCUCCUGCCUAACAUUUUGCUGGUGGAAUCAUAUAAGCUCUCAUACGCUCUUUGCUUGAUAAAAAUCUGUCCAUGUUUAGAAUACCUCGAAAUACAGGUCUACGAUGAUGAUAGUGAUACUGAUGACGAAUCUACUGAAAAAUCAGUUGACCUUAAAUGUUUGUCAAACGUGACAUUUAAUCACCUCGGGGAAGUUAAGCUAGAAAACUUUACAGGAAGAACGUCUGAGAUGCAGAUUAUCAGGCUUUUGUUAGCCAACUCCCCGGUGUUGGAGAGAAUGCUAAUAGAUCGAUGGUAUAUAGAUCAAGAACCUCUUUACACAAGAUUAAAAAUAUUCGCUGAGGUAUCAAAUUUUUCGUGUGCAUCACCUAAAGUGGAAAUAGUGUCACACCCCCUUUUUUAACUCCAAAAGAUUAGAAUAGAUUUUAAGUUUCGAAA
Messenger RNA from Capsicum annuum, 935 nucleotides. RefSeq lists its product as uncharacterized. NCBI's taxonomy places the organism in Eukaryota, Viridiplantae, Streptophyta, Magnoliopsida, Solanales, Solanaceae. The record is from RefSeq and is a predicted model, not a curated record. The transcript has 4 exons. The coding region runs from base 1 to 900 and encodes 299 amino acids.